Messenger RNA from Meriones unguiculatus (Mongolian gerbil), 3634 nucleotides. RefSeq names its product serine/arginine repetitive matrix 3 (gene Srrm3). NCBI's taxonomy places the organism in Eukaryota, Metazoa, Chordata, Mammalia, Rodentia, Muridae. The record is from RefSeq and is a predicted model, not a curated record. Gene Ontology annotation, molecular function: mRNA binding. The transcript is spliced from 15 exons. Bases 17 to 2191 code for a protein of 724 amino acids.
CCAGGAGGCCACCUCGAUGGUGGUGCGCUGUCCAGCAUUUCAGCAAUCGGCAGCGGCGCCCGCGGGAGGACCCGGGCGCGGGGCCGUGGGGAGGCCACAGACCUGCCUUGCCGAGCAAAAUACCCGGGGGACAAACGGGACCCGGAGGCCUGGCUCCAGCAUCCAGAGGACUGCAGAGGUCAGCGGGAGGGCCGACCACCGAAGGACCUGUGUCAUGUCCUCCACCGUGAACAACGGGGCUACCGGCAUGCCAUCCCCGCCAGACGCCGCCAACGGCUUCCCGCAGCCGGGCGCCUCGUCCGGGGGCUGGCCACGCGCGGAGGAGGAGCUGCGCGCCGCCGAGCCCGGCUUGGUGAAGCGCGCGCACCGGGAGAUCCUGGACCACGAGCGCAAGCGGCGCGUAGAGCUCAAGUGCAUGGAGCUGCAGGAGAUGAUGGAGGAGCAGGGGUACUCGGAGGAGGAGAUCCGGCAGAAGGUCGGGACUUUCCGGCAGAUGCUGAUGGAGAAGGAGGGAGUACUGACCAGGGAGGACCGGCCUGGGGCCCACAUUGUGGCAGAGACCCCGCGGCGGAUGGAGGGCUUGGAGCCGGGCCUGGAGUACCCGCCCUUCGAUGAGGAUGACGGCCCUGUGGAUUGCGACUGCCCGGUCGCCUGCUACCGCGGGCACCGGGGGUACAGGACCAAGCACUGGUCCAGCAGCUCCGUCUCGCCCCCUCCCAAGAAGAAGAAGAAAAAGAAAGGCAGCCAUCGGAGGAGCCGCAAAAAGAGGAGACUAGAGUCAGAAUGCAGCCCCAGCUCACUAGUGCCCACCCCUGUCCACAGCUGUGGGAGCACCUCUCCCCUCCGCAAGAAGAAGAAGGCUGUGAAGAAGCACCGUCGGGAUAGGUCUGAAUCUGGGUCCCGAAGGAAGAGACGGUACAGAUCUCAAAGCCUCAAGGGCAAAAGGAAAGAGAAAAACAAAGAGCGCAAGAGGCCUCACACCGAGUCUCCAGGCCGAAGGCCUCACCACCACAGCAGCGCCAGUUCCCACAGCCCUUCGGUGUCCUCCCACGACAGCGAUUCCGGAUCUCCCAGCAGGCUGAGCCCCAAGCAUCGCGACGACGGGCGGAAGACGGGCAGCCAGCGAUCCAGCGGGAGCCGGUCGCCCUCCGCCUCGGGCGGCAGCGGAUGGGGGUCGCCCCAGCAGAACGGAGGCAGCAGGCAGCGAAGCGGAACGCACGGGGGCCGCCCCGGUUCGGCGCACAGCCCGCCCGAUAAGCCCAGCUCGCCCCGGGCCUGCGACAAGGAGGCCGCGGCGCCCACGCCGCCCGCGCGGGGGAAGGACAGUCAGAGCCCGCGCUCAGCGCCGUCGCCGCAGGGCCGUGGGGGCCGCGCCGCGGGGGGGACCCGGCGCCGGCGCCGGCGGCGGAGGAGGCGCCGCUCGCGGUCCUCGGCCAACGCACCCCGCCGCAGGGGCCGCCGGCGCGCGAAGCCCGCGCAGCCCCGGGGCUCGUCCCGCUCGCUCAGCGCCGCGCACUCCAGCAGCGAGUCCGGCGGCGGCACCCCAGGCCCCGGACCCGAGCCCGGCACCGAGCGAGGCCACGGCGGGCACGGCAAGCGGGCGAAGGAGCGACCCCCCCGCGCGCGCCCCGCCAGCACCUCGCCAUCCCCGGGCGCGCACGGCCGGCGGGGCGGCCCAGAGGGGAACAGCUCCUCGCGCAGCCCCGGCCCGCACCCCGGGUCCUGGAGCUCCAGCCGCUCGCCCUCCAAAUCCCGCUCGCGCUCCCCUGACAAAAGAGCCCGCAGCCCCAGCCUCUCUCAGUCGCCCAAGAAACCCGUCGGCCGGGACAAGGACAGCGAAGGCCGCGUGAGGCAUGCGGAGGCGGAGGCCGCCCGCACCCGACGCCGCUCCCGCAGCUACUCCCCGAUCCGAAAGCGGCGCCGAGACUCGCCCAGCUUCAUGGAGCCGAGACGCAUCACCAGUGCCCGAAAGCGUCCCAUCCCCUACUACCGGCCCAGCCCCUCCUCCUCCUCCAGCUGCCUGAGCAGUGACUACUCAAGCCGGAGCCACAGCAGGAGCCCAAGCCCGGGCCACAGCCACGGGAGCUACAGCAGCCGCAGCCAUGAGACUCGCAGCCGCUCCUGCAGCGCCUCCAGGAGCCGCAGUCCCAGCUACCACAGCCGGAGCAGCUCUGAGAGUGGGGGCUUCUGAGCCCGGACGGACCCAGCUGGGGUUGGAAGGCCCUGGCAUAAGGAGAGCUGGGGCCCUGAGACCUGGGGAGGAGGGGUCUGUACCCCAUACUACUACACAGGUCUCGGGUGGGGGGACGGCGCGUGGGCAGGUGGGCUAGGGUAGAGCUUCUCCUAGGGUAGGUGUCCCACCUACAAGGAGGAAUCAAAUUGCCCUGUCCCUAAAGUGUGCCCAAUCCCACGCCCUGCCCACUCACCUUGUCCAGGAAACAAAGAGCCUUUGCGAACACAGGGACCAGGUCACCAUGCCCUUCUUCUGCUUGAGGCCAGCUUACCAGCCUGGGGCCCAAGAGUCCACUAUUGGCUGUCACCUCACUUGAGCUCAGUGGGCCCCUGCACAGCUUGGAAGGUGCCAGGCCUGGGACCUUCCCCUCCUCUUUCUCUGUCUCCCACUGGGCGGGUCUGAAACUGGUAGGCAAGCCAGAUCUAAGAGGGAAGGAAGGACCACCUAACUCCUGGUGUAUUGCCAGGCAGGAUAAGGGGUUCACACUUGGCCCCAUCUCUCUUCAUUGCCCUCACAUCAAGGCCACACCAUCCAGGCCUUCAUCAGCACAAGAGGUAGCAAACACCACACCUGUGUCUAACCUGAAGUCAGAGGGGGGAUUCAGGGACUGAGGAUGUAGCUCAGUUGGUAGAGUGCUUGCCUCGCAUGCAUGAAGCCCUGGGUUCCAUCCCAAACACAGCAUAACACAGCAUGCUGGUGCAUGCCUGUAAUCCCAGCACUCUGGAGGUAGAGGCAGAAGGACCAGGAGUUCAAGGUCAUCUGAGGCUACACGGUGAGUUUGAAUCCAGCCUGGGAUACAGGAGACCCUGUCUCAAAAGUAAGAGAGAGAGAGACUGGGGAUUCAGGUCAGACGAUAAAAAGGAACACGGGUAGAAAACGGAGGAAUUUCUUUUUUCUUUUUUUUUUUUUUAGCAUGGGCCCAAACAGUGCAGUCAGGUGACCAAGCAGGUCAGAGGAUACUGGGAGACAGAUACCAGCUGCUGUCGGGGUCCUGGGCCAAAUGAUAGGAUAACUCAUAGUCAUGAGCAUAGGCUAACAUGCAGUGCACCUACGAGCCUGCCCAAGGGAGGCCUCCCUAUCAGGCUUUGAUGAGGCAGGUUUGGUCAAGGCUUUCAGGCCGGGGUGGCAGGUUCCAGCCAAAGCUCUCAGGCUGGAGCAUGACGGGAAACGGCGGUCCCCCUCCAGCCCUCUUCUGCGGCACCCAGCCCCACUCCUCCACCCCGCUGGGGCCCUCAGGGAUCUCAAAGUCUUCCUUGGCCCGAUAGGGCAGAUGCCCUGGGCUCUGGUGGGGGAGGAGUCUGGGGUCUGAUCCGGGUUCCCACCCUCUCUGUUUCCCCUUCCCUCUUUCUCCGCAGUGCGGGAAAACAAAUGGAGUGUAAUAAAUACACUAGGUGCCCAGGA